Hyposmocoma kahamanoa is the source of this 1634-nucleotide messenger RNA. RefSeq names its product geranylgeranyl transferase type-1 subunit beta (gene betaggt-I). The coding region runs from base 165 to 1220 and encodes 351 amino acids. Lineage: Eukaryota; Metazoa; Arthropoda; Insecta; Lepidoptera; Cosmopterigidae. The record is from RefSeq and is a predicted model, not a curated record. Gene Ontology annotation, biological process: protein geranylgeranylation. Gene Ontology annotation, cellular component: CAAX-protein geranylgeranyltransferase complex. Gene Ontology annotation, molecular function: CAAX-protein geranylgeranyltransferase activity. The transcript is spliced from 5 exons.
UUUUUGUGAGGAUAAAAUGAAUAAAAUUUUAAAAAGCAUGUGUUGCCUCUACUGAAAACACACAAAUUAGUAGUUAUUAGUUAGAAUUCAUAACAAAUUGCUGUGGUUUUACCUGUGUUCAGGAUUUAAUUUCCUUUUCUACGAAUCGGUUGUAAAUUCUCAAAAUGAAUUGCGAAGAGAAUAAAGAUUUGGCUCACAGGCAGCACGUGAAGUACUUUAUGAGAUUUUUGAAUGUUUUGCCAUCGUCUUUGUCGUCACACGACACUACAAGGGUGACCAUUGCUUACUUCGCUGUUGCGGGACUCGACGUUCUCGGGGCCAUAUCCUCAAUUUCGUUGGAGCUAAGGUCUAGAAUAGUAGAAUGGAUCUACAGGCUUCAAGUGGUGCCUGAUAAAGCAACUGGAGACAUGUCAAUGUGCGGAUUCCAAGGAUCUUCAACAGUAAACAUAGAUUUGAACGCUGAUAACAAUCAUUACCGUUGCGGUCAUCUGGCUAUGACGUAUACAGGACUUUGUGUGCUAUUGUCUUUGGGAGAUGAUCUUUCUAGGUGUAAUAGGAAGGCAUUGGUUGAAGGAGUAAAAGCCCUGCAAACAGAGGACGGCAACUUCGCGGCGACACUGUCGGGUUGUGAGUCGGACAUGCGAUUCGUUUACUGUGCUGCUGCUAUCAGCUACAUCUUGAAUGAUUGGUCAGGCUUCAACAUCGAACGUGCAAAUGAUUAUAUUAUUAAAUCUAUUAGCUACGACUAUGGAAUCGCUCAGUGUCCAGAAUUAGAAUCUCAUGGAGGUACAACAUUCUGUGCUUUAGCUACGCUCAGCCUUACCAAUCAACUCGACAAACUCUCCAUAGAACAGGUAGAAGGUCUCAAGAGAUGGCUGCUGUUCAGACAAGUGGAUGGUUUCCAAGGCAGGCCUAAUAAACCUGUUGAUACCUGUUAUAGUUUCUGGGUAGGGGCCUCUUUAAAGAUCUUAGAUUCUUUGCACAUGUCAAACUAUGCCAAUAAUCGAAAGUAUGUCUUUGAAACUCAGGAUUGUGUGGUUGGAGGUUUCUCAAAGUGGCCAGAUACAUGCACAGAUCCUAUGCAUACGUACUUAGGGCUAGCAGGGUUAAGUUUAAUAGGUGAAAAUGGAUUAUCAGAAAUUGAACCAGCUCUCAAUAUAACUAAAAGAGCGUACGAGUAUGUAAAAACGUUGCACGAAACAUGGAGUACUGAAUCAUAGCGUUAACAAUUUUAUACCUCGAGGACUUAUUUGCAAAGCAACUUGAAUUAUUACAGUAAGGUAAAAAAUAAGGAAAUAUUAUAUGAACGACAUGAAAUGAAACAUGUAAUUAAAAUUUUUAGCACAGUAUAAAUGUGACAUUUGCCAUUGUCUCCAAAUAUAUUAAAUACUACUUACGAAAGUGGUCUCCCACAACUUUCUACGAUAAACAAAGGUUUUUUAUAUAUAUUUAGUGUCGGUUAUUCCGAAUUAAAAACUAAAGUCAGCAUCAAAAUGAUCUGAACCAAAUAUAUCUCCUAAAAUCACAAUUCUAUGAAAUUAAAUUUUAUAUUCAAAUUCGUUAAGACACUUCGUCGCCUUACUUUCUCAAACUCGUAUCUUAAAGCACAAAGUUACUGAAAUGCAAAAAAGGGA